AUGCUCAGUUGCGUUGUUUUGACGUUUUUCUUUCUUCUCCACUACAAUACAUCGCUCCGAAACCGUUUAGAUAUCAAACAAAUCAAUAUUUCCUACAAUUUGGCUGCUAGAUUUCAAGCUGCUGAAAAUGCACGUUCUCUCAGACUUGCUAUAUUUGUAUUUGCUGUAAUCUGUUGUAUAUUUACUGGUGCCAUUUCGAUGUUGGGCUUUUGGGUGCUUCAUUUGAUUCCAGAAUAUUAUGAAGUGGCAAUUAUGACUGCAUUCGAAUGCCUUGUUUCAUUAAAUCCUCUUUUUAUCGUCCCGGCUGCAAUGUUUUCUGUACCAGAAUGGAAAAUAGCAUUCUACAAACACAUGCCAUUUGUCAAAAGACGUUAUCAUCGCCGUCGAAGACCAGAUAGUGAAAUUUUGGACCAUGAACUUCGAGUCAGUAUGGAAACUAAUUUAUAUUUUGUUCAGUUAGAAGAUUCCUGGAAAAACUCAAACUUAUAA
Molecule: messenger RNA, 489 nt
Organism: Caenorhabditis remanei
Lineage: Eukaryota; Metazoa; Nematoda; Chromadorea; Rhabditida; Rhabditidae
Exons: 3
Coding region: 1-489 (162 amino acids)
Biological process (GO): sensory perception of chemical stimulus
Cellular component (GO): membrane
Source: RefSeq, a predicted model, not a curated record